CAUGGCGCUGUUGGGGAAUGUUGGCGUUUGACUCUAUAAAGUCUUGAUAAAUGUAACGUUGAAUCUUUGUCAUACUGUAAUGUCAGUUAAUUUUGUAAAUAGGGGCAUUAUUGACCAGGAAAGGUGCUGAGCCUUUCGGUUUUCUUUUGAAUGGACGAUACAACGGGACAGCGAAUUAAGCUUACAAUAUAGCCAACGCUAGCUAGCUAUUCCUUCAGGCUAACAACGUCGUGAGCUAGCAAGAUAAGGUUAACACAGAAAUAGACGUGAUAAAUAAAUCACUGGCUUACAAUGCAGACGUCUUUAUUUGUCCUACAGUAAAUCCGUUGAGAAAUAUAUAGCUAAUUGUGGCAAGAUCUAUGUUUCCACACGACGGAUUGAAUUGGCUAGCUUGUUAAACACAGGAUGAUGGAAAACUGUCAUGGAUUGUAUCUGCUCCUGGCGACUGGGAUUCUACAGUUGGCAUUGGUAGUCGAAGGUGCACCGCUUCCUUCAGAUACAGGGUUCGCUGCAGAGGGGCUUCCCGUGCUGGGACUCUCACUGGCCGUUUCCGUGGCUACGCUCGUCGCUCUGCUCGUCCUGCUCCUCAACUGCACGUCCUGCUGCAAGGAGCGGGACAUCAACUUCGAGGAGUUUGAUGAUAACUUUCCGGAUGAGGUGGAUUUCACCCCCCCUGCGGAGGACACACCCUCCUUGCAGCCCAACACGGAGGUGUACACGCUUGCUGUGCCCCCCCUUGCCCUGCCAGGCCCCCCCCGCCUGGAACCCCCUCCAAACACGGGGGUCAGAGAGGGGUCGACUGCCCCCCAGGUGACCCGACAGAGUCUGAGCUACAUCCAGGAAAUUGGAAAUGGCUGGUUUGGCAAGGUUCUCCUCAGUGAGAUCUUCUCGGAGCAGGAGCUGGGGGCCUCGCGGGUGCUGGUGCAGGAGCUGGCGGCCAGCGCGGACUCCCCGGAGCAGAAGCGCUUCCUCCUGCAGGCCGAGCCCUACCGGGUCCUGCAGCACCCCAAUAUUGUGCACUGCCUGGGCCAGUGUGUGGACUCCGUGCCGUUCCUCCUGGUGUUUGAGCACUAUGAGCUGGGGGACCUCAAAGGCUGUCUCCGGCAGCAGGACUGGAUGCUGCACAACAUUGAGCUGCUGCAGCUUCAGAAGAUGGCCUGUGAGAUCGCUGCAGGAGUCACACACCUGCACAAACACAACUUCCUGCACAGUGACCUGGCUCUGCGGAACUGCUUCCUGACCUCUGACCUGACCGUCAAAGUUGGAGACUAUGGGACAGGCCCGUCUCGGUACAAGGAUGAUUACCUCACUGUAGCGGCGGAGCAGAUGGUGCCUCUGCGCUGGGUUGCUCCUGAGCUGGUUAGUGGGCCGCACACGAGCUUGGGGGGCCUGGUCACCAAGCCCGGCAACGUGUGGGCCCUGGGGGUGACACUAUGGGAGCUCUUAGAGAGUGCAGCCCAGCCAUACUCCCAGCUGUCGGACCAGGAGGUUCUGAUCCAUGUUAUUAAAGACCAGAACGUCAGACUGUCCAAACCACAACUGGACCUACCUUACUCUGACCGAUGGUACGAGGCGCUGCAGUUCUGUUGGCUGCCACAGGAUAAGCGCGCCACAGCGGAGGAGGUGCACAGGCUCCUGACGUACCUGCGCAUGCAGGGGCAGCGGCAGGCGGAGGAGGACUUCCAGCAGCGCUGGGACGCCCUGCGCCCCCGUCCGGCCCAAGGCCACACCUCCUUCCCCAUCCUGGACCGCUUCAGCGAGCCGGACGAGCUGCUGACGGUCACCGAGACCAGCCACGGCCUGAGCUUCGAGUACGUGUGGGAGGCAGCCCGGCACGACCCGUCCGCCCUCAGCCACCAGAGCGUGUUCUUCCCCACGCCGCACUACGAGGCCCCGGAGCCUGCCGAGGCUGCCCAUGGGUUGCUGUCUGUCUUUGACAAAUCAGGCUCUGGGAACGAGUACUACAUCCAACUGGAGGACCAGGAGCUAGGGGCUGGGGAGAGGAACUCUCAAUGCAGCCAGCCAGGAGCGGGACCUCAGCCGAAUGUGCUCCUACAGGACACUGGUCUGGAUGAGUCGGGUACGGAACCUGACUUCUUCCACCAGAGCCUGGACUCUAGGGACUCCAACCCAGCCAGUCAGCCAGAGAGCCCGUACCGCGCACAUAUCUUUAGCGAGAGCACCAGUUCUGCCCCGGACCACCCCUGGGCAAGCAGCCUGCUGGACCUUCCCGAGUUCAGCACCGGCAGCCUCCAGAGGGGGGUGCCAUCAGUAGAGGCUGGGAUGGGGAAUAGCUCAGCUUUUGGGGGUUUUAUGGAUUUGAGUCACUUAGGGGAAGCUGAGGGGCAGGACGUGGUUGGAGGACAUCUCCUAGACUUGCCAAAUCUGUCUGAUGACUUCCUUUUCCCACGGGCUGGGAAUCUGGCAAGGGAAGGUGGGAAUUGGGGUCAGAGGAAGGAUGCCUUGGUGACUGAUUCUGACUCUGUUCCCGACCCCGACCUCAGGGUCAUUUCCAUGGAGUACUCUGAGGUCGCAACAUCCGAUGAGGUUGAGUCUGCCUCUGACCCCGCCCUCUCCAGGGUAGAGCCUCCAAAUUUUAUAAUGCCGCUCCCGCUGCCUUUAAUGAAGAAUGAAACACUGGUGCCUUCGGGAAUGCCAGAUGCUGGGGGAGAUGAUCCCAGCAACAGCUUCUCGAACAGAGCCUCCUCCCCAGAUGAGGGAUGCAUUUUGCUAAACUCCUUAGAACCCAGGACUGACCUUGUCCUCGACCCUACCUCUGAGCACCCUGCCAGGCCUGUUAAUAGCCAUCAGUCCCCCUUACUGGGCCUGAGUGGUAACACAGACACUUUGUGCAAUGAUGCCAAAAAUAUCAGUGCGCCAGAAAGCCUGAAUGAGCGGCCUGUGGUAAUUGAAUGCCCAGCAGAGCAGUGUAGCCUCUCCCCUCCUUCCACAAAUGCCAGUAAGACCGCUUCAGAUUCUAUGGAUUCAGACCAUGGUGUCACGGAUGAGACCGUUUCAGACCGUGUCCUGCAGGAUGACACUGUUUCAGACCGUGUCCUGCAAGAUGACACUGUUUCAGACCGUGUCCUGCAGGAUGACACUGUUUCAGACCGUGACCUGCAGGAUGACACUGUUUCAGACCGUGUCCUGCAGAAUGAGACCGUUUCAGACCGUGUCCUGCAGGAUGAGACUGUUUCAGACCGUGUCCUGCAGGAUGAGACCGUUUCAGACUGUGUCCUGCAGGAUGCGACUGUUUCAGACCAUGUCCUGCAGGAUGAGACCGUUUCAGACCGUGUCCUGCAGGAUGAGACCGUUUCAGACUGUGUCCUGCAGGAUGCGACUGUUUCAGACCUUGGUCUUAUGGGUGAGGUGGUUUCAGACCUUGGUCUAACGAGAGAGGUAGUUUCAGACCGUGGUCUUAUGGGUGAAACCGUUUCAGACUAUGUCCAUACGGAUGAGACAGUCCGUGGCUAUACAGAUGAGAUAAUUUCAGACCGUGGCCUUGCAGAUGCAAUUGCUUCAGACCAGAUCAAUCUUAGUGAUAGUGCCACUUCAGAACACAGCCACAUGGAUAAGAACGAUGCAGGCCAAAUUGGUUCUGUGCAUGAGACUGCUUCAGACUGUGGCUUUAAGGAUGGAGCUCUUUCAGACGCUACAUGUCUUAGAGAAGGAAUUGGUCUCGACAGGGACCUUAUGGAUGAGGCUAUUUCAGACUAUAUCCUUACCAAUGAAUCUGAUUUAGAUCUCCUGGAUGCGCCUGCCUCAAACCAGGGUCAUAGAGAAGAGACUGCUUCGGAUCAUGACCCUACAAAUGAAACCGUUUCAGACCAGGGCCGUAAGGAUGAGGCUGUUUCAGAUCAGAGGAGUCUUGAUGAUGACACUUCAGACUCUGGUCUUACAGAAGGGCUCAUCAGCAUAGGCAUGGGAUAUCCGGUUACAGACUCCAAGCUGCAGGAAACCACAAAUGGUGAACACCCUUCCAGUCUCCCUGAAGGCCCUCCCGCUCAGGACAACACCCCCCAGGCAUUGAUUCCCGAUCCCCCCCUGGACCAGACAUCCCAGGAGUCGCUCCUGGAUGACAGUGGCUUGGCUUCUGUUACGACAGUAGAGGGUUUAGCCGAGACACCAGACUCCACGGAAUCCCUGAAUGUUCACCAACUCCAACCGCCAUGCCGAACCACUGACAGCGGCUACGACACCGAGAACAUGGAAUCGCCUGAGUGUAGCUCCAAAGGGGAGGUUAGUCCAGAGGGUGAGGACUCUGCGGAGCCAUCCCCAAUCGCACCAGAGGUCAUUGUGUUGGAGGCAGAGAGUACUUUGGAUGCAGUGGAGAUCAUAUUCCCUUCCAGCCCAGCUCCCAUGGAAUCGCCCCUUGCCAUCGGACAUCAGAACUACCGGGACUCAGCUUACUUCUCUGACAAUGAGUCAGAGCCUGAGAAGAGGCUGGAGGAGAGCGGCACAGGCGACCCCACUGGCAGCACACUCUGGCAAACGGAGAGUUUGAGGGCCAGUGGUGUAACCUGUAACAUCCUAGCACCCAACAAGGAAGAGGAGGGGAACACGGGGCUCCCAGAGUCCCAGUGUAAGGUCCCACAGGAGCCUGAAAAUCUCUGCAACUGGAAGAGCGUGCCUGAGCUGGUUCUCACACCAGCAGAGACCUGGGCCCAGGGGGAGGCGGGGUCCAUCAACGGCUGUGAGGAGACAGGAGAGCAGUCGACACUCGGCAGCAGGGAGGAUCCAGCUGGGCAUGCCAGGCCUUCCUCCCCUCCUGCGCCAGAGGUCCACGAUGGGACCUUUCAUGCCAAGCUUGUGCGCACACACGCGGGGAUGGGCCCGGGGCCCAAGUUUAGGGAGCGGGAUGCGGAGGGGCGGUACCUGGUCGCUGGAGGUGACGGGGCAGAAGACGGUUCGGAGGCAGAUGAGGAGGACGAGAACAGUGAGGAUUCAGAUGAUGAGGAUAUGCAGGCGUACCGCCUUCACAGCUCUGCCUCAGACAGUGACGAUGAGCCCCCGCCACCUGCCCCCAUUAUCAUCAUGGACACCAGCCAUGCCCGCAGCCUCAGGAGCCUGCUAAAGGCUGCUGCCCCUUCAUCAGCAGUUUCCAAUGCCCACUCUCUGCCCGGGAAGAAAGCCGUCUCCUUCUUUAAUGAUGUCACCCUGUACCUCUUUGACCAGGAGACUCCCACUAAAGACCUGGGUGACCAGUUGUCCGGAUCCUGCAGUCAGGCGUCAGAGUGUUGCAGCCCAGCGCCCUCCUCCAGCCUCCUGAACAGAGUCACCAACUCUGAGAGCUCUACCGAUGAAGAGGGUGGCACAUUCGAGUGGGAAGAUGACUUCUCAUCCUCCGACUCCUUCGUCUCCAAGGCAACCGGAGACCUGGACAAGCCGAAGGCGUCUCCCGCCGUGGCCUCGCAUUACUUCUCCCCGCCCCCUCCAGGCCACGCCCCUGAGCAGAGCUGGUCACGUCCCUCCAGCUUCUCCCGCUUCUCCAUCUCACCCGCCAGCAUCAGCAACUUCUCCCUCACACACCUGACUGACUCUGACAUGGAGCAAGGCAGCAGUGAGGAUGGGGAGAAGGAGUAGCAGGUGAGGAAGCUACGUCCUGCAGAGGAGACCGACCAUCAGGCCGGUACCACAUCCUCAUGGCCAAAGGGACCUUUUCCCAUGGCCAACCGAGAUGGAGUGCAUCACCGUGCUGAUGACGACGGCCAAGCGAACAUGGAGGAACCAGACGCAUAAACUCCACCCACCUCCCCACACCCCAGCCAAUAAGCCAAACAUGGGCAGGGCCAAUCAAAACUCAAAAAAGAAAAUAUAUAUAUUUUUUAUGGUUAUUUUUCCCUUGGUUUAGAAAUGAAAUACCCUCCGGGAGGUUUUUCUGGCAUUAGGCAAUGAAGGUCUGUGUUGCCUGGCGACUAUGCUCACGGGCUGCAGCUCAUGAAGGAUGGGGCAAAGCUCCGGCUUCAGUGAACCACGUGCAUUCACGCCGCAAGCUUACUGCACUGGAGCACGAGGCUUGAAAAUCUUGGGAAGAUGUCUGUCUCUAAUUCACUGUAUUUUUCUGUAAGAAGUUUUUAUUUUUAUAUCCUCAGGAGUUAUGAACAAAUGAGAAGUGACUAAUUAGUGUUUACCAGAGCAUUUCUGUUUCAUCUUUUUGGAAUUGAUCAUUUCUGGGAAUGGACAAAUGAUUCUUGCACGCUGCUGACCGGUUUCUCUCAGCGACUUGUAAAGAAGGGACUGCGGGACUGGUGAAGAAGGUUGUGUCAGUUUCUGUCAUGAGCCAUAACCUUAACCCAAGUAAAGUACCCUGACACAGAGGAUUGUGGGAUAUCUGUGACAAAAGUCCCAGUCCUGGGCUAUGGCAGUGGUGUUCACUUGCAUUUGUAGAGCUGCACAGUCUGUUGGUUUUGGUUUUCACCUUAGAGCCACAGAACCAGAUAUGGUGAGUUAACUGUGUGAACAACUUCUUAAAUUGAGCAAUCUAGUGCUGACCAACAGCACAAACCUGACACCGUGUAGCUCUCUAAGGCUGGGCGCGAGACUGAAUGCUACUGGAAUAUUGGAUAACCUUUUUACCAGAGUUAACCUGUCACAGAGAGUUAUGGGAUAUCUGUGGGGAGUGUGUCGCAUGACCUCAGGGUCUGCAUCAGUAGAUGUGGUACAGUAUGUUGUGUGGAAAACGAAUCAAGCUUUUUUCCCUGAGAGGACUGUGCAACAUAUCAGUUAGUCAGAUAGCGUCCAGUAACCCUUCAAUGCACUGUAAAAAUGCUAAAUUGGAAAUGAAUCAUGAGCAUGUAUGUAAUCUAUGUCAGAGAUCUAAAAUGGCAGAACACGGAGCAGCAUAUAAUGGGAAAAGUAUCAAUUAUUGCCAGUUUCCUGUGUGUAUAUUUUAAUACACAUACAAAUUAUGUAACAGUGCUUAUGCAUUUACAUGUGAAAUCACACAUGAAAGUGGCAGGAAGUGUUUUUUUUAUUUUAUAUCUGCAGUAGAGUUUGGCGUGUUGAAUCUUUAUAUUUGAAUCUGGAUCUUUAUAUUUUUUCAGCGAAAUUUAAACUCAACCUGUGCAUUGAUUGUAUUGCACAGAAGCCUCAUGUUCCUCAGCAUCUCAUUGGCUGGGUUACAAUGUGAAAGAAACCAAUCAACUCUAAGCUUCAGUAUAUGAUGUGUUGCAUUGACUGAGAAGUGAGGAGAGAAUAGAUUGUGGUUGGCUACCGAUUGUGAUUUAAAAAUAUAUUCCUUUUUUUUCUGUAUGAAUGAAAGAUUUUACAGGAAAAGAAUUCAAGCCCACACAGCGGCGCCUCACCCAUUUCCUCAUUGUUCAUCGUGCAGCUUGCUGAUUGGCCACUGUUCGCCAUGUGACACAGGAAUAAAGGGAUCCCUCAAAAAGCCAGAA
Messenger RNA from Conger conger (European conger), 7394 nucleotides. Its product is annotated as serine/threonine-protein kinase LMTK2-like. NCBI's taxonomy places the organism in Eukaryota, Metazoa, Chordata, Actinopteri, Anguilliformes, Congridae. Gene Ontology annotation, molecular function: ATP binding; protein kinase activity. The transcript has 14 exons. The record is from RefSeq and is a predicted model, not a curated record. The coding region runs from base 406 to 5583 and encodes 1725 amino acids. Gene Ontology annotation, biological process: protein phosphorylation.